Molecule: messenger RNA, 819 nt
Organism: Xyrauchen texanus (razorback sucker)
Lineage: Eukaryota; Metazoa; Chordata; Actinopteri; Cypriniformes; Catostomidae
Product: DNA-directed RNA polymerase II subunit RPB9
Exons: 6
Coding region: 93-473 (126 amino acids)
Biological process (GO): DNA-templated transcription; transcription-coupled nucleotide-excision repair; maintenance of transcriptional fidelity during transcription elongation by RNA polymerase II
Cellular component (GO): RNA polymerase II, core complex
Molecular function (GO): DNA-directed RNA polymerase activity; nucleic acid binding; zinc ion binding
Source: RefSeq, a predicted model, not a curated record
UGUUGUUUUCAGUCAUUUCAACGAAGGGGAUGAGGUUUUAUGCGCAUUAUCAGCUGUAAACACUUCAUCACAGUUCAAACAUAAACUUGAACAUGGAUUUGGACGCUGGCACUUAUGAGCCCGGGUUUGUGGGCAUCAGGUUCUGUCAGGAGUGUAAUAACAUGUUGUAUCCUAAAGAGGAUAAAGAAAACCGCAUUCUGCUCUAUGCUUGCAGAAACUGUGACUAUCAACAGGAAGCUGACAACAGCUGCAUCUACGUGAACAAAAUCACCCAUGAGGUUGAUGAACUUACCCAGAUUAUUGCAGACGUGGCCCAGGACCCAACAUUACCUCGGACAGAGGACCAUCCGUGCCCAAAGUGUGGUCACAAGGAGGCGGUGUUCUUCCAGUCUCACAGCAUGAAGGCUGAGGAUGCCAUGAGGCUUUACUAUGUGUGUACUGCUCCACACUGUGGCCACCGAUGGACAGAAUGAGGAAGAUGAAGCAGAAGCGAGCGAACGACGGAGGAUGAGGCGGUCAGGUGUCCUGUGCCGCUAUUGUUCCAGAACAUUCCAAGAGAAUAGUUCUCAGUUUAGACAUCAAGAUCACAUUUAAAGUCUGGACUAUUUUGUCAAUGCCUCAUUUGUAGGUCUCUAAUGAAUUUGUAUACAGUAAACUGGGAUUUAUUUUUUUAUGUAUCUUUCUGAAAGUGAGACAGAUGUGUGAACAAUUAAAACCAGUUUACAAGGAGAGACUCAUCCUUUUACUAGUGUUUAUAGUUGCUCAUUUUACUUGUAAGCGUGGUUUAUAUUUUGAAAGUAAUAAAAAUGAAAAAAAGUA